CAAACCGCCUCUCUUACGGUAUACAUCUCAAAUGCAUAGCAAUGAUGGACGGUUUGUUCACCACAGUUGGAAAAAUUACAAAGGCAAAUUUAAGGAACGAUGACGACCUAAUAGAUAAGUUAAAUCAUCGAUACACAGUUGUAUUUCUGGUUAUAUUCACCGUUGUUGUCUCAACGACUCAAUAUGUUGGAAAUCCUAUUCAUUGUUGGUGUCCUGCGUACUUUACGAGUAAUCAUGAGGAGUUUGCCAAUAAAGUUUGUUGGAUUUCGAAUACGUAUUAUAUUCCUGACAGGGUUAUGGCUGGAACGGGAAACUUAAAAGAACGUAUAGGUUACUACCAAUGGAUUCCUAUAGUUUUAUUAGUGCAGGGAUUUCUCUUCUUUCUGCCUUGCGUUAUCUGGAGAGUAUUUAGUAGCCGAUCAGGUAUUAAUAUUCAUAAUUUGGUGGAGUCAUCCGAAACUAUACAGAAUGCUCUUUAUCCUGAACGAAGAGAUAAAACGAUAAAGUAUAUGAUAAGACACCUGGAUCAUUACCUGGAAUACCAAAGGGAAUAUAGGGGAGGUUGUUGUGUUGCUUGUAAACAUUUCUUAUCGAGACAUCUAUGCCUGAUAUGCGGCAAUAGGUCGGUGAUUAUUUGUCAAGUUUAAUAGAGAUUGAAAAGGUUAAAACUUUGAAAAUUCCCAUUAAAAAUGAAAAUGUUUUGAUUUCGCUACUCUAAAAUUAUUCCCAAAGUAAAAAGGUUGGAGAAAUUUAAUCCUUUCCUGUUUUUUCUCAUCUGAAAUAUUAAACUUGUAAUAAUUUUUAACUUUUCUCUCCUCAAAAAACUUUAUAAUCCCUUACUUUUUCUCAAGUUCUUCUUUUAUCCUUAUUUAUAUGUUAAAUUGAAAGUUUCCUUCUAUAAUUUAAAUUGUAUGAUUGUUUAUAUGAAGGAUAUAAAUCAAUUCAUUUUUUCAUUCAUCAUUUUCAAUUUUUUUUUCAAAACUGACCUAUUUAAAAAGAGUUCAAAAGUUUCUGAAGCUAAAAAACUCUAAGGAUUUUUAUAUGUUGAAAGCUCUCUUUCAUGACUGAUUUUAUAGGAUUGAGUAAUAUUUUUCUGCUUAAAAAGAUGAAACAAGUAAAUAACGGACCAAUUUUUUCUUCAGUAUUAUGAUAGUACUAAAAUCAUCUAAUUAGUGGUAUUAAGAUAACAUAAAAAGUUAAUUAGCGAAUAAAUUGACUUGUUUAUUUAAAGAUACACACAUAUAUAUAUAUAUACAUAUAUAUAUAUAUAUUUGUUUAUUUAUAUAUAAACUCUAUACAUUUAAUCUAGUAACUUGUGAAAUAAUCACUGACCAAUGUACCUUAUAAAAAGAUACGGAAAUUAUUUAGUAGCACUUUACAUGUCGUCGAAAAUAUUAUACUUUGUCAACGUAAUAGCUCAGUUAUUCAUGCUCAACGGCUUCUUAGGAACAGACUAUCAUCUGUACGGAUUUGAAAUUAUUAGAGAAUUAUUUUAUGGACGAGAUUGGACAGCGUCUAGAAGGUUUCCACGUGUAACAUUGUGUGAUUUCGAAAUCAGGCAAAUGGGAAAUUUCCAUAGGCAUACGGUACAAUGCGUUCUACCCAUAAAUCUUUUCAACGAAAAAAUCUACAUUUUUCUGUGGUUUUGGUUCGUUUUCGUUUCUACAGCGACUGCAGUUAGUUUUCUGAGAUGGUUAGUUUUCAUUGGUAUGAGAUACAGUAGAGUUCGAUAUAUUAGAAGACAUUUAAAAGUUAUGGAUAAAAUUCAAAGGGAUAAUGAAAGAGAAAGAAAAUUAAGCUAUAAAUUUGCAGAAACUUAUUUAAGACAAGAUGGAAUAUUUGUAUUAAAAUUAGUAGGAAAGAAUUCAACAGAUUUGGUUGUUGCUGAUAUCGUGGCAGCACUUUGGGAUAACUACAAAAAUAAACCAAUACAUGGUGGAAGACCAGCUGAUGAAUAUGACGAUUCAGCCAGUAUAACAUAGAAACAAGUUUGUUUAUUUAUAUAAUGAAUCUUUUUACGUUAUUUCUAACAGCUAAUUUAGGUAUUUAUAUUAUCAAGACAACUAAAAACAAAUCCGUAAUAUUCUAUUCACCUUAAUCAAGAGUUUUUUCACUUUUAUGUAUUCUUAUAUCAUCAUUAAAAGGUCAUAAAUUAACAUUAAUUAAAUAAUUUAUCAUUCAAUUUUUAUCUAUAAAUAAUAAGAAAUUCAUAUGAGAUAGCAGACAUAGUGAUAAUAGCAAUCGUUGUUGCGUUUGUUAUUGAUGCUGUUGUUAAUAUUAUGAUAGAAGAAAUAAUAGCGAGACUGAACAAAAGAAAUAAUAUAAAAGAAAUAAUAAAAACAUAUUAGAAAAUAGAAAUAAUGAGAACGAUAAUAUAGGAAAAGGAGAAGUAUAAACAAUGUAAAGAAAUAUAUACAAGUAAUAGAAAGUUAAUAGAAUAAUAGAAUAAAUUAUAAAUUAUUUAUAUAGCUAUAAUAUGGAAAUUAGCAUAAUUAUGAAUAUAUUAAAGCUAUUAGUGUAUUUAUAUAUAAUAGAAUUUCAAGGAACUUUUAGCAAAGUUUUACAAAAUCCGUCUAAAAUUUCAGAUAGAAUCUCAGAAAUUUUUCUCACUAUCGAUACUAAGAAUCAAAGUUUUUUUUUCACACGGAAAUCUUCUAACGGCAUCAUAAAACGCUUUUCUAAAAUACAAAAACUGCAAACGAUUCCAGAUCGUCUGACCCAGAAAACAGUACAAAGCAUAAUAAGUACAUUUCUGCUGUAGGUAUUUGCAAUUUGCUUACACAGGCAAGUUCUAUUAGUAAAAGUAAAUUAUUGUCUAAGUUGUUUUAAGGUCAAGUUAUUUGUUUGACGAACAAACUUUUAUUUUAUUAUAUACAAAUUUGCAAUGCUUUAUCGUAGCAAAAACUUCUGAAAUCAACACUAAAACCUUAUUUGCCUUAUCAGUUGCAGACAUUGGGAAAAACUAUCCAUUUCUCGGUAGAUAAGCUAGUUUUGCGUAUCUGAAUGGUAUUUUAUUCAAUAAGACAGCUCUUUCUUACCUCGUUAAUCAUUUCAUUAUUCAUUUUACAUGACGUUUCACUGGGGGCAAGUGACCUCAGGUGUAUUCUCAAAAGAAGAUGGUUAAAUUCCUAGAAAUAUCAGAUCAACUGCUUCUACCUACUGAUAAGUUUUCCCAUCUUUUAGUAUGCCCCUGCAGACAUUCCAACUGCACAUAUCUUCCCAAAGUCUUUCCAAAUAUGGAGCGAUGGUAGAUUAGUCAUGGAAGAUAGUAUGUUUUUUUUUAUAGACAAAUUCAAAGAAGAAAAAUAAGAAAACUGAUAACAAGAAAGAAGACAUUUAUCUUUAUGACUGGGAAAAUUUAAUGUCGUUAGAUAUUUUUUUAAAAGAGUGAGAGAGCGAAAAAAGAGGCUACAUACAUUUAAUUUUUGUCAGAAUAUGCAUUAAAAAAUAUAUUGUACAUUGUUAAUGAAAAUCUUUUCUAUUCAUAUAAACAAACAAAACGUUCAACUGUUAUUACAUUUAUAUUAUUUAUACAUGUUUAAAGAAAUAUAUAAAGCUAUAUAUAAAAAUGAUAUACCUUUAUAAUAAUUAUAAUUGUUAUACCGAAAUAUACAAAGAAUAU
This is a messenger RNA of Dimorphilus gyrociliatus, 3622 nucleotides long. The record is from the annotation of a GenBank genome assembly. Lineage: Eukaryota; Metazoa; Annelida; Polychaeta; Dinophilidae.